AUGCCUCCCCACGAAGGAUUAGUUCACCCCAAGGAAUAUGACAUUAAAGACAGCAAUGUCGAACUGAUCGGAUCCGACCUCGACCACCAGGUCAAAUACAACUCGGCCGCCUCCGAGCCCGCCUGGAACAACGGCAAGGUGGGGCAGGAGCCGGGGCUGCUGAUCUGGCGCAUCGAGAAUUUCGAAGUCGUGCCGUGGCCCAAGGAGCGUACUGGCGAGUUCUAUGACGGCGACAGCUUCAUUGUGCUGCACUCAUACAAACUCGGUGACGAUAAGCUGGGGCACGACAUUUUCUUCUGGCUCGGCAGCAAAACCACCCAGGACGAGGCCGGCACCGCCGCCUACAAGACCGUCGAGCUCGACGAGUUCCUGCACGGCGAGGCGACCCAGCACCGCGAGGUUCAACAGCAUCCGUCGGAGGAAUUCACCUCGCUGUUCCGCCGCAUCUCCAUCCGCUCUGGCGGUGUGCGCUCGGGCUUCACUCAUGUUGAGGAGGCACCUCGCGAGGAGGUUACCACGCUGUUGCGUGUCUUCAAGCACCCUGGUGUGGGCCGUGCCGAUUCUCUGAUCGUCUACGAGGUCGAGCCCACCUGGGAAAGCCUGGACGACGGCGACGUCUUCGUCCUCGACAAGGGCGACAAGAUCUGGGUCUGGCAGGGCAAGAGCUGCAGUCCGAUGGAGAAGGGCAAGGCUGCGCAGGUUGUGCACGACCUCACCCUCGCCAAGCACGUCGACGUCGAGGUUCUGUCUCAGCUCGAAGCCCGAUCGAAGGUCAUCGUCGACCUGCUCGGCGGCAAAGAGGUGACGCAGCUGUCCUUCCAGUGCCCGCGGCCUUUCUCAUCUUCCACAAAGCGAGCGCCUACCGACGACGCCGCCAGUCCCCGCAAGCUCUUCCGCCUCAGCGAUGCCUCGGGCAAACUGUCCUUCGAUCUGGUCAAGGAAGGAAACCAGAUCAAGCCGUCAGAUCUGGACGGAAAUGACGUCUUUUUGUAUGACGUCGGAAACAGACUCUGGGUCUGGCAGGGCUUGGGAGCGAGUGCCAACGAAAAGGCUCUGUGGCUCAAGGUUGCCCAGUCAUAUGUUCGCUGGCUUCAGGAGAGCCAGGGGGGCUCGGAGGCGCACUUCACACCGAUCGCGAAGGUCGUGCAAGGACAUGAAAGCCCGGCGUUCAUGAAGGCGAUUGCUGUAUAG
Aspergillus steynii IBT 23096 is the source of this 1191-nucleotide messenger RNA. RefSeq names its product gelsolin family protein. The transcript has a single exon. Gene Ontology annotation, molecular function: actin filament binding. Bases 1 to 1191 code for a protein of 396 amino acids. Lineage: Eukaryota; Fungi; Ascomycota; Eurotiomycetes; Eurotiales; Aspergillaceae. The record is from RefSeq and is a predicted model, not a curated record.